CAGGUGCUGGGCCGUCGCACUUUUUCUUUUGUGGGCUAAACCAGUUUCUCAUUCGAUCUUCAUCAACGAUCAAUUCAACAAUAACCUCGAACUUGACGUUUCAGUCUCCGCCCAAUUUGCGGUUAAAUCGAUUGACUCUCUUGUUCUUUCCAAAGUCUACCAACAACAUUCAAAAUGAAGCACCUCGCAGCUUACCUCCUCCUUGGCCUUGCUGGCAACACCAGCCCCUCUGCCUCUGACAUCAAGGGCGUUCUUGAGUCUGUCGGUAUCGAUGCUGAUGAGGAACGCCUUGAGAAGCUCCUCUCCGAACUCGACGGCAAGGACAUCCAAGAGCUCAUUGCUGAGGGUUCCACUAAGCUCGCUUCCGUUCCCAGCGGUGGCGCUGGUGGUGGUGCUGCCGCUGCUGCUGGCGGUGCUGCCGCUGGUGAUGCUGCUGCCCCUGCUGAGGAGAAGAAGGAAGAGGAGGAAGAGGUGUCCGACGAGGACAUGGGUUUCGGUCUUUUCGACUAAACAAAUUGCGUUCGAUCGGUUCACGAAACAAAACGAAAAGCAAAAGUGUUGGGAGGAGCAUACUGGGGACAGAUUAUGGAGUUAUACUUCAGCUGGUCAGAUCUUGUCGGCAUUCAAGGAAUUUGUCGAUCUACAGCUUAUCUUAAUGGAUUUACGAUCAUACGUAUACGUUAUGUGACCUAGCUAGCCUGUCAAUCCAGGAGCUUUUUCUGCAUUAAGAUCUAUUCAAAUGAGUAAACUUGUAAAUUUAAGUAGCUGUAAAUCUCAAAUCUCGGUCAACCAUGUUAAAUACUAGAAAUAAAUAGCAGUCUAGAAUCUAUAAAUCGAAUUUAUUCAGCCUGAUACAAGGAGGAUAUGCCGAUUCAUGUUGUUUCCAAA
Molecule: messenger RNA, 888 nt
Organism: Talaromyces proteolyticus
Lineage: Eukaryota; Fungi; Ascomycota; Eurotiomycetes; Eurotiales; Trichocomaceae
Product: 60s acidic ribosomal protein-domain-containing protein
Exons: 3
Coding region: 175-510 (111 amino acids)
Biological process (GO): cytoplasmic translational elongation
Cellular component (GO): ribosome; cytosolic large ribosomal subunit
Molecular function (GO): structural constituent of ribosome
Source: RefSeq, a predicted model, not a curated record